Molecule: messenger RNA, 2107 nt
Organism: Cuscuta epithymum
Lineage: Eukaryota; Viridiplantae; Streptophyta; Magnoliopsida; Solanales; Convolvulaceae
Source: the annotation of a GenBank genome assembly
GUUCCCAUCCGAUGGAAAGCUGGCAUGCACUAAACCGGGCAAUCAUAUCAUCUGCUGGUAAUUAAAUUUUACGAACGAACGCCCGUCGUGGGUAAUUAAAGAGAGAGAUAGAGAUCGAAUUGGGUGGUCUAGGACAGCUAUAAUCCUAGACCAUCGCCGGCCGGGAAAGAAAAUAUGGCCAAAAUGCCGUUUUUCUUCACGUUGUUUGCCGCAUUCGCCGCCAUGCCGCAGCUGAUAGCAGCGGACGACGACACCGUGUGGGAACAGCGCGCCACCCAAGCGCGGAUAAAUAUUCUCAAAGCUUAUCACCCCAAUCCCGAACAAGUUACUAGGGAAUUCAAUGAAAGAGUUAGCAUGGAAUGGAACGAGACAAUGGGAGAAUUGCAGGUGGCGGAUGGGAUGAGAAGUCCUACUACUAUAGCUAGUAGUAUAUAUAAUAAUAGUUAUAACAAUGGGACGAAGAGAAGGGAGUUGCGGAAGAGAGGGAAGUGGCGGGGGGGACGAUGCCUGGCGACGAACCCGAUGGACAGGUGCUGGAGAUGCGACCGCAACUGGGCCGCCAACCGGAAGAGGCUGGCAGAUUGCGCCAUGGGGUUCGCGAAGGGAACCAGCGGCGGGAAGGCGGGGAGCUACUACGUGGUGACCGACCCGUCCGACAACGACGUUGUGGAGCCCAAGCCCGGCACCCUGCGCCACGCCGUCAUCCAGAAGAGGCCGCUGUGGAUCACCUUCGCCCGGAGCAUGACCAUCAAGCUGGCCCGGGAGCUCAUCAUGCAGAGCGACAAGACCAUCGACGGCCGCGGAGUGUCGGUCCACAUCGCCGGCGGCGCCGGCAUCACCGUCCAGUUCGUCCGGAACGUCAUCAUCCACAACGUCAAGAUCGGCGACAUCGUGCCCACGCCCGGCGGCUGGCUGCGGGACUCCGCGGACCACAAGGGCAUCCGCACCGGGGACGAGGGCGACGGGAUCACCAUCUUCGCCUCCCACCACGUGUGGAUCGACCACGUGUCCAUGUACAACUGCGCCGACGGCAUCAUCGACGCCGUCGCCGGCUCCACCGCCGUCACCAUCUCCAACUCCCACUUCACCGACCACGACAAGGUGCUGCUGUUCGGGGCCAACAACUGGGACCCGGUGGACAAGGUGAUGCAGAUCACCGUCGCCUUCAACCACUUCGGGAAGCGGCUCCACCAGAGGAUGCCCCGCUGCCGGUGGGGCCUCUUCCACAUCGUCAACAACGACUACACCCACUGGGUCAUGUACGCCGUCGGCGGCUCCGCUGGCGCCACCAUCGUCAGCCAGGGCAACCGCUACAUUGCGCAGCCGGGCGUCAACCCCUUCAAGGAGGUCACCCACCGGGACUGCCCCGACGCUUCCUGGAAGUCCUGGACCUGGGUCUCUUCCGGCGACGUUUUCAUGAACGGCGCUUUCUUCACCCAAUCCGGGGACCUUCAAGGGGCGCAAAAGUACGGCCACCGCGACCUCGUCACCGCUCUAUCUGGGAGCACCGUCGGUCUCAUCACCCGAUUUGCCGGUCAUCUUUACUGCUCACCUUCAACACCUUGCUAAUAAACAUAUACUACGUAUAUAUAUAUGCUCCCCAGUCCCCACCUACAUGCUACUCCCCCACUUUUAUUGGUCAACAUCAUAACGUUUAACCAAUAACAUAUUUUAAUAUGAGUAUUCCUUAUUGAAAAAAUCUUUUGUAAAAUAUAAAAUUUUUAUACUAUACACACAAAUAUAAUAUGUAGGAUGGUUGUCUAAAUUUUAACGAUUAAGAAAAGUCAAAUUAGUCAAUUUUUUUGGAACGAACAUAGUAUAAAAUUGCAUGUGGGGAUAUUCUUACGACUACCAGUUUUCACCCAUGGGCAGCUUUAUGUUGUUGUAUCAAGAGUCACGAGUCCAGCUGAUUUGAAGUUUUUGAUUUUUGAUUUGUGACGAUAAUGGUAGACCGACAAAUUCCACAUUAAAUGUUGUAUACAAAGAGGUCUUUAUUAUGGUAGAUUCUACGGUACCCCAAAUGUACCGUACCUUUGUCCAAAUGGACCAAUAAGAAUGAUGCAGUUGAAUUAUUUAAAUCUAAAUUAAAAAACAUAUAAUGAUUUGG